AUGUCGGCAACAAAAAGAACCGCACCUCCAACGGCACAAGCGGCUUCCGCGCCGUCGAAGCGACCCCGACAAGAAAGCGACGAGCCCGGCGUUCAUGUCAUCUUUGUUGCCAUCAGCCACCACAAAGAUAUCGGUAAAGAGGGCCCCGACUGCAGAAUCCCCUGCGACCCAGCUCUUGGCUCAUUCGAAGCGGGCGACGUCCUAGGCAGUUUGACGCCUGAAAGACUACAGGAACUGGAAGUCGAUCUGGGUCCUGGACUUGUCAGCAACAUCGGUCCCAAAGAGAAACAGAAAUAUGGUCUAAUCGACUUGGCUGGUCGUAUCGCAAGAUCAAAAAAGUUCAAACCAAAGCUCAUUCAGCCCUCCUGGAAUGAACGCGUUGUCCUUCUCCAUCAGCAGGUUGUCACUAUGCUUUGGGCCGAAAGAUCUCAACGCAUGACGGUUGAGUACUGCACUCUCGGUUGGGUCAUGAGCCUCAUCAAGGAAGGAGGCAAUUCUCUCGCCAAUCAAUUUUGCGAUCACAAUCGGCCGAUUAUAUUCUACAUUCCGCUUCACCCACGCGAUUGGAGCCUGCAUCCUGAAGUUCGUGGUCUUUAUGAAGCCAUAGAUGCACUCCAGCAUUUGUUUGACAACAUCAGCGUUUUUCCGGCAUACCAUGAGAACUGGAAUUACGGAUACAAAGUCGCAGAUGUCAAGGCAUUGGAUUCUGUCGCAGCGAAAGAGUCCACACCGGAACCAUACCGUCAUAGGCCCAAGACAUGCUUGGUCACCGGACCCUGCGGACUUGAUGAAAUCCAGGGACCGCAAUUCGUCAGGUUCGCGUUUAGUGAUCGCGACGACUACAUACAUCAUAGCACAGCCCCAAGCUAUAACACGUUCAUUCACAGCCAGCCCUAUACGCAGGGAUCCGCCAUGAGAGUCAUUCACCAGCAGUGCUUGUCCUCGGUCUCUGAAUGGGGAUAUAUACGCGUUUUUAUGGUCGGCAAUCAGAUCAUUGCCCGCAGCUUCUCCUCAAGCGACCAGCGAACAAAAGUACACAGCACAUCGACUCUUCGUCACGAUUGCCACUUCGACUUUCGCGCCGGUGGUUUUCGACAUCCAGAUCCGGACCCAGAAGUGACUGAGCGACAAGAAGCAAAGCUGGAGGAACUCGACAGCUUUUGCAAGUGGUGGCAACAUCAACUGACGACGUAUGAUCCUGAACUCUUUGAGUCUCUCAAGGUUGGGUGCAUCUUGAGAAUUGGCCUCUCGGAAGCGAGUCUUGAUGGGAAGUUCUUUAUACUCUCGGUUCAACGAUGGUAUGCUUCUCACUUUUUCAGCAUGGACUUGACAGCCAAGCCAUUCGAUCAGCUGUGCAAGGCAUUUGGUGAGCAGUUUGCACGAGUUUAUGGGUCCUUUGCUGCGACGGAUGUACCGGAUAAUUGA
Molecule: messenger RNA, 1425 nt
Organism: Fusarium fujikuroi IMI 58289
Lineage: Eukaryota; Fungi; Ascomycota; Sordariomycetes; Hypocreales; Nectriaceae
Exons: 1
Coding region: 1-1425 (474 amino acids)
Source: RefSeq, a predicted model, not a curated record